UUUUAAAAAUUAAAUUUAAAAGGUAAGAUCUGGAAGGAUUAUUUUUAGACAACAUGAUCUCAAAUUUUUAAUUCAUAGUUUCACUAAUUUUAAAAAAGAAUAAUAUAAGUAAACAAUAAAAAUGUCAAAUGUAGCACGUGGAACACGUGACUCCCUUAUAUCUCAGUUUUAUUGGUGUUUUAAGAAAACAAAAAAUAAAUGAAUAAAUUAAAUAAAUUCCCAUUAGCAAAGGUAUUAUUAAGAUCUGGCAGCUUCAUUUUCAACCCAAAAUCAAAACAGAACCUUAGAAGAAGCAGAAGAACGAAAUCUAUAAAUAUGAGUUUCUCUAAGCUUUUGGUUCCUUUUCUUCUCCUUGCUUUCAUCUCAUUGUCGUCGAUCCCUCUCGCCUGUGCUCAAAAAUCUCUCUCCGCCUACGAUAUUCUCCAGCAGUACGGCUUCCCUGUCGGCAUUCUUCCCGUCGGUGUUACUGGCUACGAGUUCAACAAAGCCACCGGAGAGUUCAGCCUCUUUUUGAAUCGGAAGUGCAGAUUCUGGAUCGAUUCCUACGAAUUGGAGUACAAACCUACCGUCAAGGGCGUGAUUUCUCAAGGCGUAAUCAAAAAUUUGAAAGGUGUUAGUGUUAAGAUCUUGUUGAUUUGGUUCAACAUCGUUGAAGUCGUUAGCGAUAGUGAUGAACUUCGAUUCUCCAUCGGAGUUGCCUCUGCUAAUUUUCCGAUUAAUAGUUUCUAUGAAUCGCCGCAGUGUGGAUGUGGAUUUGACUGCGACAAGGUUGGGAGCUUGGUUUCGGCUUCUUGAAAUUUGGUAAUAUAUGUGUUUAAUAAUUUAUGGAGUGUUUUGU
Cucurbita pepo subsp. pepo (vegetable marrow) is the source of this 838-nucleotide messenger RNA. The record is from RefSeq and is a predicted model, not a curated record. NCBI's taxonomy places the organism in Eukaryota, Viridiplantae, Streptophyta, Magnoliopsida, Cucurbitales, Cucurbitaceae.